AUGUCAAGUGCUAGAUCAGACCACCUGACUCUUGGUUUUGCCAACCCCAACCAAGGUCGCUCUACUUCGCCAACUACCACCACCAAAUCUCAGUCUCCUAUCGAGUCAAGCAUCAGAUCACCCUUCGGCAUGUCGGGCACUCUGAACCCUCCUGGCAGCAAGAUGGCAGGCACCACGCGAUCGGGAGCCGGCUCUCCCUCGCACGACCUGCCUGGCUCGAGCAGGCUAUUCUCUAAAAGGGCAAGAGAGAUCCAAGCUCAAGAGGGCGUUCCGGGCCUGCCUCUUAACCCCUGGGGCGGCCCGCCAACAAGCGGGAACUCGACCCCUCUACGUGAAAACAUCCCAGAAUCCCCGACAGACGGAUUCCCCGACUUUGCCCAGCUACCGACCCCCGACAGCCUGCCGUCGACAGGACGACGUGCUCGUGCUGGCACCGUCCCCUCGAGGUUCCCUGGUGCUGCGGUUGGCAAUGGGCUGCUGAGCAUUCCCACACUCAACGCCCAGUCUUUGCGAACUAGUCCUUCCCAAAGUCCAUUCAACAAGUCGCCCUCUCCUGGAUUGGCCGAACCGCCCUCUGACGCAUCGCGCUCUGCGUCUCUCCUGUCGAGGUUGAGGGCCGGCUCCAUGCCGCAGCGUAGCCCCUUCUCCAACAUCCCUGGUACCAGCUCUCCUUUUGGCCCGACCCUGUUUAGUGGCAGCUGGAACCCCUCGGGCCGCGAGCGUGGAAACACUCUUGCUAGCAUCGCGAGUGUUGGAUCCAACGGCCCCAGCUCCCCCGCGCAAUCAGCCUUCUCCAAGGAGGGAACCGGAGACAACGACGUUCAUAUGAGGACACUCGACUACCUAGGUCUGGCUGAGACCCCCCAACCUGCCCGCGCCCAAUUGGCAACUCCCUACCUGCCUGGCUUGGCAGACUUCACGAAACAAGCAAACCGCUUCCGCUCGUACUCGGUGAACAACAAAGACAAGUAUGCCGAUGAGGACGAAGACUACGAUGAUUUGGACGAAAGCCAGUACGCCGCAUUACUUCAAAAUCAGAUCGCCCAGACCAACGCCGCGAUUCACAGCCACAACAUUGCUGUGCAGAACCUUCAGUUUGCCGCUCAAUCGAUGAGCCGGCCACGAGCUAGGACCGUCGGUGGUAUGGAUCUCACCGGUGCUGGCUCUAGGGGUCUGCGGAAUUAUUACCCCACGCCGUCUCGCCUUGACAACUCUAUGACGACUGCGGAGAUCCGCCUGCCAGACGAGAAGGAUUUCGACGAUCUUCCCCAGGCCGUGGCAGCCAUGAACUUGGGGAGGUCAAGUAGCCGUAACAACGGGCUUCUGACCGCAGAAGAAGCUGGCCUCGAAGGCCCUACGAGCGCCUUGUGGCUCGGCAGUAUUCCGACUUCCACGACAACGUCCACUCUAACCGAGAUGUUCAAGCAGUACGGACCUAUCGCGUCGGUACGAGUCCUGACUCACAAGAACUGCGGAUUUGUCAACUUUGAGCGAGUCGACAGUGCCAUCUCUGCAAAGGCGGCCAUGAACGGCAAGGAAAUCUUCCCAGGAGCUGGCCCAAUCCGCAUCAACUUUGCCAAGCCACCCUCAGCGUCCAACACUCCUGGCCCCGAUGGUAUAUUCCCAUCUCCUAGUCCCGACCCAUUCGCCAAAGGAGGAGACGCUGGUGUGUCCAACUCUGCAGCUGCCUCUGGGGAAGGAAAUGCCACUGCGACGCAGACAAACGCUGCCCCUACGAUCCCUCCCCUGCAUGAGAUGACCUCGGACAUCAUGCAAAUAGUGAAGUCAUUUGGUGCUUCAGAAGAGGAUUCGUACAGGAUCUCUCACAGCUUGAACUCUGCUAUCCAGUUCACAAACUUCGCUGAUGAGAUCCCUCCAAUCCGAGAGCCCACUCAUACUCGUGUCCAUGACGCACCGAAGCUCAGAGACAUCCGCAAGCGCAUCGAUAACCAGACCUUGUCUCAAGCGGAGAUUGAGAACAUCGCCAUUGACAUGCUCCCCGAGAUUGCCGAGCUCGCGUCGGACUAUCUUGGCAACACGGUUGUCCAGAAGCUGUUUGAGCACUGCUCUGACGAGGUUCGGGAUGCCAUGUUGGCCGAGAUUGCCCCUCACCUGGCAGAAAUCGGUGUCCACAAGAACGGCACAUGGGCCGCGCAGAAGAUCAUUGAUGUGUGUAAGACACCGACUCAAUUGGCUCUGAUAGUCGAGCAUCUCAGGCCAUACACUGUCCCGUUGUUCCUGGACCAGUACGGCAACUAUGUGCUCCAGGGUUGCCUGAAGUUCAACUCACCGUUCAACGACUUUAUCUUUGAGACGAUGCUUAGCAAGAUGUGGGACAUCGCACAGGGCAGGUAUGGCGCAAGGGCCAUGCGAGCUUGUCUUGAGAGUCACCACGCGACCAAAGACCAGCAGCGAAUGCUUGCAGCUGCUAUUGCAUUGCACAGUGUUCAGUUGGCGACCAAUGCCAACGGCGCUCUACUGCUGACGUGGUUCUUGGAUACCUGCACCUUCCCCCAGCGCCGAAGUGUGCUGGCGCCCCAGCUCGUGCCAUACUUGGUCCACCUCUGCACACACAAGGUCGCUUACCUGACGGUUCUAAAAGUCAUCAACCAAAAAGCGGAGGCCGAAGCACGGGACACCAUUCUCAAAGCUCUGUUCUUUACUCCGAAGGAUCAGGUCCUGGAGGCAAUCUUGAGCGAUCAUGCGUGCGGUGCCACCUUGAUAUUCAAGGUUCUCACGACACCUUUCUUCGAUGAGAGCAUAAGGAGCCAAGUCGUCGAGAAUGUCAAGAACGUUCUCGUCAGGAUCAAGGCUCAGCCAAACCAGGGAUACAAGCGCCUCAUGGAUGAAGUUGGCUUGUCUACGCGCAACGGAGGUGGCGGUUCCCGAGACCACUCGACCGCUGCUUCUGAGCGUCAACGACCUGCUUCAAGACAAGCGCAUGCGCAAGCUAAUGCUGCGGCCGUCCAGCAAAACGCCCAGUAUGGCAGCCAAUACUUGAACCCUCUGAAUCCUGCGAGCGGCCCCGGAAACUACGACAUGGGCUUCGGUAUUCCUCGGAGCGAUAGCGUCGAACCCCCUAUGCCUCCUUUCCCGCAAUACGGGCAGCAGGGCCCUCUGUUCAACGGCAACAACUCAUCCAUGGUCCCCAACCUACAGCAGAUGCAGUACCAGCAAAACAUGUUGCCUCGUGGAAAUCAGCCCAUGAACAACUUCUACCCUCCCAUGCAGGCUGGUUUCAACGGUUACAACAGCCCCAGUCCUUCGAUCGACCAGUACCGCAACCAGAAUCUGUCCAAUGGCAGUCCUAUUCAGCCUCCCGGUGCUCCCGCUGGCUUUGGCCCUCCGGGUUUCAACAUGGGUAUGGGUAUGGGCGGUUACCCUUACGGCGGGAUGGGUGGAAUGCAAAAUAUGCCCUACAUGCAAGAGCAACCCGUCAACGCUCGGCGCGGACGCGUAGGUCAACCCACCCACAGAGGCAGAAAAUCACCUCGACCGUAA
Molecule: messenger RNA, 3501 nt
Organism: Neoarthrinium moseri
Lineage: Eukaryota; Fungi; Ascomycota; Sordariomycetes; Amphisphaeriales; Apiosporaceae
Exons: 2
Coding region: 1-3501 (1166 amino acids)
Molecular function (GO): RNA binding
Source: RefSeq, a predicted model, not a curated record